AAUGCAGAAAGAGAAGAAAUGAAAUUUCGCCCAAUACAAUUCCUUGGCGUCGACUACUUCUUCGAAGCAUCGUUUAAACGUCAAGAUGAUCUGAGACAAGCAUACCUCGUUCAAAGAGAGGAGGAAGCUCCGACCCUCAAACCCGAUCUGGCCACGAAACCAAUACACCUAUACUCGCCAGACAAGGCGUUUAUGAAGAAAGCGCUGUUGGAAGCUCGGCAUGCUUUGACGGAUCUCCGAGAACGCAUAGAGCAGUCCCCAAAACCCAGACGAUUCCACAUCAGGUUUGACGAGCAUCCGUGCUACCUAGCGGCGGAACAAGACACCCCAUCGCCUCCGAACUUUCAUUUCGAUCCUCACCUGGAAGAUGGGUUCUUGCAAGAACCCCAUCCUUUUGAGUUGCUGCUGGAACCGUCGAGUGUGGCCGAGCAACUUUCAAGCAUCGAGGCUCCGGUGCAGUAUCCGGCAGACAUUUUCACCGUGAACGAGGCGCCACUCAGCGAUCGCGUCUUGCUCAAAAAAUACACCUACCGGAAGGCACAGCUGAAUGGUACAUUCGAUUUCACACCAACUGAGGGGCAAGUAUCACUAGAAGCAGAAGGCAAGGCGACCCUGGAAAGAUUGAUCCAGAGCGUGCAGCGCUGCGAGCACGAUCCCUUCGACACUUCGCCCGCCUGCACAGAAGAAGAAUCCGGUCUCAAAGUAGACACCGCGACGCAGCAGCCAAACCACGGAUGCCAUCAAAAUAGCCAACCACUCACGUCAACCGCCUGUGCUAACUGGUCCCAGAAAUCGGUGUCGUGCCCUCUAACUGACGCCAAUUUAAACGACGGAGCCAGCGAUACAGAAAGAGCCGAGGACACAGCCGAAGAACCUACGGAACAACAGGGCAACAUAGACUCUCAGAGUCACGAGGCAUCGAGUCAACAGUACAUUGAGACUCAAGCGCUUUCGUUGGAGGCUGACUACUAUCAACAUAGCGAGCUAUUGACUCCUACUUCCGUCGUUGGGGGCGACGACCCACCUAAGACCACUUCAGUGCACGUAACCCCGCGCAGCUGUGUCUACCUUUUAAAUAACAAGAGCGACGAUACAGGAACGGUUCAGGAAGCAGAAGAAGGACAUACGGGACAACGGGAGCAGAGAGACUCCCAAGGGCCACUUAUUGAUACUGAGGUGUUGUCAGAGCCGAGCUGCAGUCAAGAGAGACAGCAGUUUACCAUAGCCUCUGAAGUCGGUGCAGACAGUUCUGAGAAAUCGGUUUUAGACCUUGCAAUUCCAUUCAGCUCUGUCGAUUCGAACGACGAAGCCAACGUAGGCGAUGUAGAAAUAGUUGAGGUGCAAGAUACGGUAGAUGGACUUGCAGAACAGUGCAAGCAUUCAGACUCGCAAAAUGAUGAGGUAUCCUACGACACUCAAGAUAUACCUUCCGUAGACCCCGAUUUUGAAGAACAGAUCGCCGAACCGUCGAUCAAAGCUAUCCCCGAUAAGCCCAGUAACGUUGCUGUCGUGCAACCCAGAUCUGCGGUUCCAAGUCGGUCCAUGGAGGUCGCUGACGCUGAAGUUCGCCCUCGUUCGGACGACGUUUUCACAUUUACAGAUAUUUUUGAAGACGAAAGUGCAAAGGGUGAUUCACUGGAUCCUACGAACAUCCUCCAACAGAAAGCUACGUCCCCACAAAGUCUUGCAACACGUCAACACCACGACAGUUCUUCUAGAAGCGGUGAUCCAAGUCCAGCAAAGAAUAAAGGGCCACAAAACAAUACUGGCCUGACCAUUACUGAAGAUCCCUCAGUCACACAGGGUUCAUUGACUUCUCCUCAAAAUUCCAAUUGUGUCCCACGAAAAACGGAUGGCGACCGAAAGUCCGACAACCCUUCACCAAAAGUUUCGUUUACAAGGUCGCACUACCAAAGACUGAUUGAAGGACACAGUUAUUCACGCAGGGCAGCGGGAACCAGUCAGGGUCAAGAUACCCCGUCCAGCCACAUAAUAGUUCGUAGAGGUCCACAAUGGGGCGAGCGAGCAUCCACUGUAGGUGAACACGGGAUCUUCCAGCGUGCUAGCGUGCGGAGCGUCCGUGCACCAGAGCGUCUCGUGCAGCCUCUCAGUUCGCUGCGUCGAGGAAGUCCACCUAUAAAGCGAUCCAAGUACGAAGAAAACGACCACAUUUCACCCCGUAUCGUAGAAGAGGAGGAGUCGCCUCCAAUGGAUUUAUCUCCCAAGCGCGAGUGGUGCAAGCUGCCGUUCGUCCAACCGCAGGUUGUACACAAGACAGUCAUUGAUUCCGGGGACCAUAUGCUGCAAGCAGACGACCCGGACCGCUCGGCCUACAUGACAGACACUUUGCGACACGCUGAGUCUCGUCCAACUUACUAUGAUGAAUAUAUCAGACAGAGUGUUGAAGCGCCUGAUUUUACAUUCCGGACGAAUCCUCUGCGGUGCAAUGUUGAGAAAAUUCAUUGCCGUCCGAACGACGUGCGACAAGACUUUGAGUGCGACUUGUCUUACACUACGGUACCUUGGCAGCAGACCGACGAAGGACACGACUUAUCUUACAGUGCAAGUUAUUGGGGACAAGAUGUAGAAGAACGCGACUUGCUUAACAGUACGAUUCAUUGGCAGGAUACUGGCGAAGAUGGAUUAUCUCACGGUCAGUACCCUUGGGGACAUGACGCGGAGGAACAUAGUUUGCCGCGCAGUGCUGCUCCAUUCAGACAGACCGCUGAAGGACGCGAUUUAUCUCACACUGCACACUCAUGGCAAGAUUGGUCUUACCGUACGAUGCCCGCGCGACGUACCGUGGAACAAGCUAUCCCAGGUGCAAACCAUUUCCGACAGGUACCCCGUGCACCGAAUAACGGCGUGAACCAUCCGCAACAAUCACCGACAGAACGGCAGACAACUUACAGUAUCCCCUCCUCGCGAGAGACGACCGAUAAUCCUCAGUUUGAACAUCGCUCCUAUCGUUUCCUGCAAACGACAGAGGACCACAACCCGGCGUACAGUGAGAGCCGUCCUAGGCAGACAACAAAGGAGCAUCGCUCAGCUCAGCGGAUACAUUGUUUCCCGCGAACAGCUUCUGAACCAAACACGGCCUAUCGUCUUGACCAGAAUCGGACCCGACCACAGGAUCUGGCUUCGUACGAAUGUGCAGACCGCUUCAACGGCUCCGGGACCUACUACCUCCCUGUGGCACCUGUUAGCCACAUACAAGGCACCUCCGUGCCACCACCGGCACUGUGGUCUUCAUGUGGGAACCCUGCUGGCAUGGAAGAUCAUAUGUUUUCCCAGGACAUCCAGUGCAUAGACGAGCUCUGUAACGACGAUCCUGGAAACGCAGAUAGUGACUUCGUAGAAGGUGAAGGACCAGAGAUACAGCCAUGGACUGAAGCGGUACUAGAGUCGGGCAAGUUUGUCACGGAACGCGGUGGGCGGUCGAUGUUGGAUUACAUGCCAGAACGCGGUUAUUAUUCACGACAUUCCCUUGCAGACAACUUACAUUACAGUGACGACAAUGCUCCCAAGGACGACGGGACACGUUGCCGCGCAGGCCUGCAUGAAGAGGAACCUUCCCACGACGCUGACUGGAGCUUCGACAGCCCUACUUCACUAAAUGGGGUUCAGAGCACAGCGCAUUCAAACCGGACGUCCUCAGUGAGCUUUCCUCUUGAAUUGCGUGGCCGUAGUUCUGGAGGAAGCAUCACCCUUAGACCGCACGCGUUCAAACAGAAUGCCCACCAUAGUAGUGUAAGAGGUUCCCCUAGUGGAAGUCAUCCGAAGUAUCCCACGCAAAAUCACAUUGCAUCCGAACCGGAAAAUCCAGGAGAAAGCGUCUAUUUUGGAAGACAAGCAAACGGUUUCCAGCGAUGUAUGGCUUCGUACCCGUCUAAGACUCCCGCGAGCCGUUUAAGCCGUUUAGGCCACCUACAGACGAAAGCAGCUCGCGACAAUAAGCGUGAUGCUAUGACGACAGUUGAAGCCUAAUGCGAAGACCCGGCUAUGUUGACGAAAGAUAUAAACAACUACUUUGGUAAAGGGCGUGUGAGGUGCCGAUCAAACUGCGGAUGCUGGAGACCCAAUUCCUCGGACUCACGUUGGAAGUAACGAAACAGAAAGCUCCUGAAAGCUUAUUACCUUUGUCCUCAUUUUUCCCCAACACAUCCGUAUUUCUUUGCAUUACAGUUCCCCUAUUUGUCAAGCGUGCAAAAGCACGAAGUACAUCUACUUUAUACUUGGCUGUUCGGCUAAUUAUUUUGUCAUUAACCAGAAGGCUCGGGGAUUUUGUUGAUUUCGUUGAAUUUAUUCCUUGUAUCUAUUAAGUUAAUUUAUUAAAGC
Messenger RNA from Ornithodoros turicata, 4338 nucleotides. RefSeq lists its product as uncharacterized. The transcript is spliced from 7 exons. The record is from RefSeq and is a predicted model, not a curated record. Bases 19 to 3987 code for a protein of 1322 amino acids. Lineage: Eukaryota; Metazoa; Arthropoda; Arachnida; Ixodida; Argasidae.